Molecule: messenger RNA, 666 nt
Organism: Acanthosepion pharaonis
Lineage: Eukaryota; Metazoa; Mollusca; Cephalopoda; Sepiida; Sepiidae
Source: the annotation of a GenBank genome assembly
AUGGUAGAUGAAGUGCGAGAUAUUUUGCGCCAUCUGCGUAACAACAAGGCUCCUAGUGAAGAUGGUAUACCUGCUGAAGUAUAUAAAGCCGUUCCAGAUGUAUUCACCUCGUGGGUGCAUCGUGUCUUCAAUGCGGUCUGGCUCUCUGAGACCUACCCUGCCGAUUGGAUCGAGGCCAUCCUACUACCUUUUUUCAAAAAGGGUGAUAGGAGACUGCUCGAACUACAGAAGAAUCAGCCUCAUCGACGUGGUGGCCAAAGCAUCCGUGAUCUGCGAACUCGCCCGUCUCAGGGUGGCUUCCGCCCGGGCAGAGUCUGUGUUGAUCAAAUCUUCAGCCUGCGGCGCAACCUCGAACAACGCUGGGCAUACCAGCAACCAACAGUCCUCUGCUUCGUCGACUUUGCGGCUGCUUUCGACUUCGUUGAUAGAGGCUCACUCUGGCGUAUAAUGGAGACCGAUGGCAUGCCCGCUAAACUCCUUCGUCUCAUCAAGGGCUACUACCGGUCGACGCGAACCCGUGUUCAUGUUUAUGGUGAGGAGACGUUUGAGAAGGAAUACACAUAUCUUUCUCUCUCUGUCUGUUUGUAUGUAUGUAUCUAUGCAUCUAUCUAUCUAUCUAUCUAUCUAUCUAUCUAUCUAUCUAUCUAUCUAUCUAUCUAUAUAUGA